Messenger RNA from Osmia bicornis bicornis, 1715 nucleotides. Its product is annotated as leucine-rich repeat-containing protein 34-like. Bases 1 to 1572 code for a protein of 523 amino acids. The record is from RefSeq and is a predicted model, not a curated record. Gene Ontology annotation, molecular function: protein binding. NCBI's taxonomy places the organism in Eukaryota, Metazoa, Arthropoda, Insecta, Hymenoptera, Megachilidae. The transcript is spliced from 7 exons.
AUGUAUGUUUAUAAAUUUUUCUUGUAUCAGCUAUAUAAAAGCGUAGAGAACCUAGAUCUUCAGAAUAAUAAUAUUACUGAGAAGGGAACUAAUUAUUUAUUGGCAAGAGCAGAAUAUCUAGAAAUAAAGUAUCUUAAUUUGAAAGCAAAUAAAUUUGGCGUUCAAGCAUCGAAAAAUGUGGCAGCGUAUUUAUUAAAAAAUAAACAUAUAGUUGCUUUGAAUGUUGCCGAGGUAGACCAGUCUGCCAGCAGUUUAAUAUAUUUUGUAAUGGGUUUGAGUUCAGAACAAGAAGUUUCUAAUAAUACUUUAAGAGAUUUGGAUAUCAGUAGACCGAAUCCAGGAUUCAUGUAUUACUUUGAUUCCGUUCAUUUUGCCAAUGUUAUUGGUCAUAUGCUCAAAAACAAUACCUGUCUGAGGGCAUUGCAUCUGCAGAAAUACAACUUCAGUUGUCAUGAUAUUGAAAACAUGAUGUCCAAUGCAAAGUACAAUAAUACAUUGUACUUGCUAGAUCUGGGCAAUAAUAAUAUAGGCGAUCACGGAGUUGAACAUAUUACCAGCUGGUUGAUAAAACGACCGGCUUUGAAGACGCUCAUCUUGUGUAGGAACAUUAUAACGGACCAUGGUGCAAGAAGUUUAAGCUUCACCCUUCCAUUUUCAAAAAUUCUGGUCCUUGAUAUCUCUUACAAUAAAAUGACCGAUAAUGGCAUAGUAGAUAUCUUAAAUACCUUGAAGAAGAGUCCUUUGUUGCGACAGUUACGAAUAUUUGGCAAUUGUAUAGGCCAUCCAGCUGCAAAAAUCAUCAAACGCAUGUUGACGUUCCAAGUCCUAGAACAAGAGAACAUUGAUGUUAGACCAUACAGAGUCGAUCACAAGUGGUACUUUGCAAGAUACGAAGGAAGUAGAUGCAAAAAUGAAUAUCAUGAUAUUCCAUAUGGCCUCCAUUUCAACGUGCCACGACCUCCGACUAAAAUAAAUCGUCCAAAUAUGAAAUAUUAUAAAUAUACAUACACAAAAACGACUGAACUUAAAGUGCAACAUUCGAUUAUAACUAUCAUUUCAAGAAUAUUAAGCAGACAACACGUUCAAGAUUGUAAAUGUUGUUACUGUAUAAAAUGUGAAGCUCCACAUUUUGAUGAGUUGUGCAGAGAUGCUAACCAUCCAGAAGAUUGCACUUGCUGCAAAUGCAAAGCAGAUAGUGAGAUUUCGAUAGAUAAAUCAAUCAUAGACAGACUCGUACCUGUUAUUGAUGUUAUGAAGAGUAUCUCGUAUAUUUUGAAACGAGUGAAUUGUGAAGUUCAAGAUAAGAUCGUGCGGUGGGUUAAUAUUAAUGAAGACAUAUUGGAAGAGGACUUGGAAGCUAUCGCUUGUAACAGAGAAGAUGUGAAAAGUUCUUUCGAAGACACUGUUUUGUGUAACACCUCUUGGGUACAGCUGAAUAUGCCUACUCUGCAAAAAUAUUUGCAAAAAACUUCAUCAAAGAAUGUACUCAUUAUACCUAAAAACUAUCUUGUAUAUUCAAAUAGUGCUGAUGAAAUGUCUUCUCUACAAUAUUGUCCAAAUAAGAGUAUGUAAGUUUCCGGAGAGGUAAGGGCAGCAAAUUGUAUCUAUGGAUUCUUUUUAAAGUAUUUUUUUAUUAUAAACCAUUUCUAGUUACUUAUUUUUAUACCAGUACAAACUGAAGGUUUGUAAUAUAAAAAAAUAUAAAACCGAACGAA